GCACCAGCAACUGGUCACAUGACUUCAACAUGGCGAAAACAAAAAUGAAGUGUUGUUUUAUUUUGUUGACUUUACCUCUAAUAUCUCUUGCUUACCUUUACUACUCGCGAGGUUUUGGGCAACAAUUGGUUAAGGAACGGGAAACUAGGAGUGUCAAUGCUAAAGCCAGUAGUGGAGGUUUAGUUCGGAAUAUGACUGUCUACAUGAAAAAUGGAGUUUGGUCGUUGACGGCCAAGGAAGGAAUCAUAGACAAAAAGUAUGGCAUGGCAUAUGGCAUGUAUGAUGAGUCCUAUAUGGCGACUGGAUGGGACGUCCUCAAUAUAAAAGUUGGGUAUGCUCUCAACGGUUCACAUACCGACCAAGAGUUAAUGUAUGCUGCUGGAUACAUUGAAGGCUACAUAACUGCAGAGAAGAUCAAUCAACACUGGGAAAAUUUCUAUGCCGUGUUCCUCAAAGAUCAAUCCGUAUAUAUGGCUAACAAGUUUAAGGAAUUUUACAAGGAUCAAGAGCAGUGGGUUGUGGACAAAGUUGUAGCAGCCGACGGGAAAACACCAUUUUGGAGGCAUGUCUCCUAUGCCCUUGCUCAGAUUGAUGGGUUGUAUAAAGGCCAUAAGGCGGCCAUGGGGAAAAGAGCCCUUACUCGCCUUCAGUUCAUGCAGUUGAAUUCAUACGGCGACAUGGAUGCCGCCGAAAAGUUAGCCCCGCCACAUGAUCGACUCGACUACGAUAAGAUGUCACCUGAAGAAUUCUUCGAAGACAUUUACGGUUUGAACUUGGGUCGAUGUUCGGUUUUGAUCAAACCGACCCCUGGUUUUGAGAACCUCUACAUCGGCCACUCAACGUGGUUUAUCUAUGCAGCCAUGCUCAGGAUGUACAAACAUUACGACUUCAAUCUCAAGGAUCCAUCAGUCGCCAAUAAGCAGGUGUCGUUUUCAAGCUAUCCUGGUUUCAUCACCUCACUGGAUGACUUCUACUUGAUGGGAGGUGGCCUCGUCAUGGUGCAAACCACCAACAACGUUUUCAACACCUCGCUCUUUGACGUCGUGAAACCACAGUCCCUGUUGGCGUGGCAGAGAGUUUUGACGGCCAACAGAAUGGCAAGGGACGGCGAGGAGUGGGCAAAGAUAUUUGCUAAACAUAAUUCAGGUACCUACAAUGCCCAGUAUAUGGUUGUCGACCUUAACAAAUUCGUACCGAAGAAAGCCAUUAUGGAUGGUGCCCUAUGGGUAGUGGAGCAGAUACCUGGGCUCGUCGUCAGCGGCGACCAAACAAAGAUCUUACGCAAUGGACACUGGGCGUCGUACAACAUAGCUUUCUAUGAAAAGAUCUACAAUAUGAGUGGUUACCCUGAGAUCGUUGCUAAGUUUGGUUAUGGAUAUUCGCAUGAUUUGGCGUCGCGAGCAAAGAUAUUUCGUCGGGACAAUGAGAAGGUGACUGACAUGAAGUCAUUCAAGAACAUCAUGCGAUACAAUGAUUACUUACACGACCCAUAUUCUAAGGAUAAUGCAAUGCAGACUAUCUGUUCCCGUGGUGACCUCACUACUCAGCAUGCACCAAUAGGCUGCACCGAUUCAAAGGUGACAGACUUUUUCAUGGCCAAGAAGCUUGAGUCUCACGCCAUCAACGGCCCAACAACAAGCCAUAACCUGCCAGUAUUUGCGUGGAAACCAUUUCCACAUUCUGUACACGUCGGACAACCGAAGACAUUCAACUUCACUUGGCAGACAAUGAAGCCUAAGCCUUGAAGAACAAUUUGGUCCGGCAGAUAGGGAAUAUCACUAUAUGAUCAGAUAUAGGGUAUCACAGUACACUUCUGACAUUUAAUCUCUUAAAAGAUAUAACCGGUUUUCCCUUACAGCAUCAAUCAGCAUCUACCAGGUUUUAGUAGUUAUGAAUGAAAUGAGUAGACCAUAAAACUCAUUUCCUUAAAAUUUCAUGACAUUUGGGUGUGACAGAAAGGAGUUGUCCAAAAUUACAAGCCUCGUGUAGUCUUGGGUAACCCUAUAAUUGCCUCCAAGUCGAAUCCAAGAUGGCUACCGACUGGGUGGCCAUCUUGUUUUUAGACAACAACUUCCUCAUCUUAUGACAAAUGUUAUGAAAUGUGGAAAGAAUCCUGCUUAUUUUGUUUAUGAUACUUAUAUUAUAUUUUGAUGACUUUAUUAAUUUGAUUUUAAACCUUAUGGUCACUGGUGGACGCUGUUUAGGAUGAACUGAUUUGACAGCUAACUGUUUAUAUUGUCCUCAGUAUUGAAAGAAAUCAAAGCAGGCAGUAAAUCAAAAAGGAAUAUUUAAGUUUCAGUGAAAUAGUUUCAAAUUUGGAACAAUGCUCAUUGUCCAUGUACAUACCAAUGCAGGGGCCCUCUCCAAAGUUGAGUACAGCAGCAAUUAUUACUCUCUAAUCUAUAGAUCACAGUGUCUGGAUAGAGAGAGACACUGGUGUACAUUUUAAGGUAUUCACUGAUAGUUUGUAGAAUGUUAAAUGCAUUUUGAGAUGCAACCGAGAAGGUCCUUCUACACAGGAACUUUACAUACUUCAGCCUCUGCAUCUUGCACUACUACUCUUUUAAGACGUCUGCCUAUACUUGAUAUCAUGAGUAUACACAAGUUCUCGAAUAUGCCAUCCUGUCAUCCAUUGAAUUUAUACUCGAUAAACCUGAUAAAACUUCUUUAUCGAGUUCUGCAUCACAAGGUGCCAUCUGAUCAUCAUACUCGAGUACUGAUCACAAAUUACAACACUGAAGUCAAGUUGGAAAUUUAAAUGCAUAAUUCUCCAAAAUUGCGAUGUUGUUUAUUUGCUAUUGUUCUAUACAUAUUCAAACUUAUAGCUUAGAAUUUGCUUCCAGUUUUAAAGUUGCCUCCAGUAUCAAAGCACCUAGUUUACCAAAUACAUUCCACUUUUAAAAAUUGGAAAACAUGAGUACGGCGUGCUGAAGUUUCUGUGCAUUGGCUGUCAUUUUGUUGAACUCAGGAUAUCGAGUAUAGGCCUGACCUGUUCAAAAAAUAUUUUUACAUUUGGGUAUUAGGUAGCGUUUAAUUUAUAUCUAGUAAACUAUACUAAAUUAUUGUAAUCAAAAACUGGUGCAACUUGGAUAUAUUUGUAUUGUCAUUUAAAAUUGGGUGACCAGGGGCAACUGAUUGGAGGCCAACUCUGCAUAAGUGUGAGGGAAAAUAUCUUGCUGAAGGAGUCAGUUUGCUCUUUUCUACCUAUAAGCAGUGCCGAUUUUCUGUCAGCCUCAUUUCAGUUGCCGUGCGUCAUGUUACAUGUAUGUACUCGUUCAUCAGCCUGCUUGUGGUUGAGUUUUUGUUUAUGUUUCUGUCUUUUUUGUUAGAAUCUCUUUUCAGUUUUUCACUCUCAGGUAUUGCAGAGCAAUACGGGGUGAAGCAUUCAGAAUCUCGGAGUUAAUCAAGCGAAGCAUUGAAGCAUUCAGAAUCUCAGAGUUAAUCAAUUUUCUGUCAGCCUCAUUUCAGUUGCCGUGCGUCAUGUUACAUGUAUGUACUCGUUCAUCAGCCUGCUUGUGGUUGAGUUUUUGUUUAUGUUGCUGUCUUUUUUGUUAGAAUCUCUUUUCAGGUUUUCACUCUCAGGUAUUGCAGAGCAAUACGGGGUGAAGCUAUCAGAAUCUCAGAGUUAAUCAAUUCAUUUAAAGGGAGCUAUGGGGUCAAAUUGGUGGUCUUCAUGUGGCUAAUAUGCACAGUUGGGGGGACUGUGUUAUGCGUGCCAUGUUUAUAAUGAGUUAUGCGUGCCAUGUUUAUAAUGAGUUAUGCAUGCUAUGUUUAUAAUGAGUUAUGCGUGCCAUGUUUAUAUGAGUGAUAAAUAAUUUCCUAAUGCAAGCAAGAACAGUUUUGAUACAAGUAACUUUGAAAUAGGGGAGACCCCUUUAGGUGAUUUGCUGUAACUUAUUCUUUCUUGCCUAUCUGGCUGCUGCCUAAUGACUCCAUUUAACAGCUUCAGCAUCUUCAGCCAGUCAUCCUUAUUCUAAAGGCUUCAACUAAGGAAGGAGAUAUAAAUCGCCAUCUUCAGGACAAUUAAGGAACUCUUCUGCUGUCUCCGUCAAUACUCAUUUUGAUACUCAUUUAGAUACUCAUUUAGAUACUCAUUAAGAUACUCAUUUAGAAGUGAAGUAUAAUAUCAGCGAGUAGCUUUCUUUUUGUGUUGAUUUGGUGUUUGGGAAGCUAUUUUAAAGAUCUUUUGCAGCUAUCGCCGUUUUUUUCUGGGGGUUGGAGAGUGUUUGUCUGACCUUGAAGGUGUUACAAGUUGGAGAUGUUGAUGAAAUGUUUAGGACUCUUUAAGAACAUCAAGGUCGGAUGAACAGUGGGGGGAUGUAGACCAUGGAUCUGUUCAUAUGAGAUAAUCAGAGUAUAACAAUCUACCUGUAAGGAGAUGAAUGCUCCUACCGUAGUGUAACAAUCUACAUGUCAUGUAUGUGAUGAGAUAAAUGAACUGCCAGAGUAUAACAAUCUACAUGUCAUGUACAUCUAUGUUAUAAAAUAAAAGCAACUGCCAGAGUAUAUAGACCAUCUACAUGUCAUGUACAUGUAUGUUAUGAGAUAAAUGCAACUGCCAGAGUAUAUUAACCAUCUACAUGUCAUGUACAUGUAUGUUAUGAGAUAAAAGCAACUGCCAGAGUAUAUCAACCAUCUACAUGUCAUGUACAUGUAUGUUAUGAGAUAAAAGCAACUGCCAGAGUAUAUUAACCAUCUACAUGUCAUGUACAUGUAUGUUAUGAGAUAAAAGCAACUGCCAGAGUAUAUUAACCAUCUACAUGUCAUGUACAUGUAUGUUAUGAGAUAAAAGCAACUGCCAGAGUAUAUUAACCAUCUACAUGUCAUGUACAUGUAUGUUAUGAGAUAAAUGCAACUGCCAGAGUAUAUUAACCAUCUACAUGUCAUGUACAUGUAUGUUAUGAGAUAAAAGCAACUGCCAGAGUAUAUUAACAAUCUACAUGUCAUGUCUGUGAUGAGAUAAUGCAACUGCCAGAGUAUAACAAUCUACAUUUCAUUUAUGUUAUGAGAUACCGUAGGAUAACAAUCUACAUGUGUUAAAGGAGCUGAAUGCUCAUUUUAAGUUGAUGUUGUUAAUGUACUCCUCUAGGUGGCUUACCUAGGGGAUUAUGCUGUUAACAAUGAGCUUGAAUUAGCUCAAGGAUUCGGCUGGUGCUGUGAUAUAAAGAUGCAUUGUAUGUUGAGUAAACUUCCAAAUAAACAUCGCUAUCAUUUGAA
This is a messenger RNA of Lineus longissimus, 5217 nucleotides long. RefSeq names its product phospholipase B-like 1. Gene Ontology annotation, molecular function: glycerophospholipase activity. NCBI's taxonomy places the organism in Eukaryota, Metazoa, Nemertea, Pilidiophora, Heteronemertea, Lineidae. The coding region runs from base 30 to 1745 and encodes 571 amino acids. The record is from RefSeq and is a predicted model, not a curated record. The transcript is spliced from 10 exons.